CUCUUCGCUUUUUCAUUACGGAUAAAUGUACUAAAAAAAAUAUCUUUGGUUGUGAAACUAGUGAAUGAAUGUAAAACGCGGCAUCGCGGCACGCUAUUGUAAUAGGUACAGAAGUAAUUACUUAACUACGAGGCACUAACUGUUAAUAAGUAUGGCUUCUAAUGAGGGACGAAGUGCUCAAUCUAACUUGCAUCAGCAAGAUCUGUCUAAAUUAGAUGUUACAAAACUAUCAGCUCUUUCACCUGAAGUAAUAUCGAGACAAGCUACCAUAAAUAUUGGUACUAUUGGUCAUGUAGCUCAUGGAAAAUCAACAGUUGUCAAAGCUAUUUCAGGUGUACAAACUGUUCGAUUCAAGAAUGAGUUGGAAAGAAACAUUACUAUCAAACUGGGCUACGCUAACGCCAAAAUCUACAAAUGCGACAACCCGAAGUGUCCACGGCCUACGAGCUUCAUAUCCGGUGGUUCCUCGAAAGAUGACAAUUUCCCGUGCCUGCGUGCCGCGUGUACUGGCCGCUUCCAACUAGUGCGUCACGUGAGCUUCGUCGACUGCCCUGGUCACGACAUUCUUAUGGCCACCAUGCUUAACGGAGCUGCUGUGAUGGAUGCAGCUCUACUACUCAUUGCAGGCAAUGAAUCGUGCCCGCAGCCUCAAACGAGUGAACACUUAGCGGCCAUUGAGAUUAUGAAACUGAAACAUAUACUCAUACUUCAAAACAAGAUUGACUUAGUGAAAGAAGGCCAGGCUAAAGAACAACAUGAACAGAUUGUUAAAUUUGUGCAAGGCACUGUUGCGGAAGGUGCUCCCAUCAUUCCUAUAUCUGCACAGCUAAAAUAUAAUAUUGAAGUACUUUGUGAGUACAUUACUAAGAAAAUCCCGGUACCGCUGAGAGACUUUACAUCUCCCCCGCGUAUGAUCGUUAUCCGUUCGUUUGACGUCAACAAGCCUGGUUGUGAAGUGGAUGACCUCAGAGGUGGCGUAGCCGGUGGUUCCAUCCUCCAAGGAGUUCUCACCGUUGGAAUGGAGAUUGAAGUGCGUCCCGGUUUAGUGAGCAAAGAUGCCGACGGCAAGUUGACAUGCCGCCCAAUAUUCUCCCGCAUCGUAUCUCUGUUCGCGGAACAAAACGAGCUCCAAUACGCGGUGCCCGGCGGAUUGAUCGGUGUCGGAACUAAGAUCGAGCCGACUCUUUGCCGAGCUGAUCGACUCGUUGGACAGGUUAGUAUAUUGUUAGGUUUCGGGGUAAAAUUAAUGCCAAUUUAAUUCAUAAUCCGACUAUUUAUUUAACGUUUUAAAAUUACAAAAGCUUAU
Molecule: messenger RNA, 1306 nt
Organism: Diatraea saccharalis (sugarcane borer)
Lineage: Eukaryota; Metazoa; Arthropoda; Insecta; Lepidoptera; Crambidae
Source: the annotation of a GenBank genome assembly